Messenger RNA from Octodon degus (degu), 2162 nucleotides. RefSeq names its product poly(A) binding protein interacting protein 2B (gene Paip2b). Lineage: Eukaryota; Metazoa; Chordata; Mammalia; Rodentia; Octodontidae. Gene Ontology annotation, biological process: negative regulation of translational initiation. Gene Ontology annotation, molecular function: mRNA regulatory element binding translation repressor activity. The record is from RefSeq and is a predicted model, not a curated record. The transcript is spliced from 3 exons. Bases 12 to 383 code for a protein of 123 amino acids. Gene Ontology annotation, cellular component: cytoplasm.
AUUCUAGCACAAUGAAUGGACCCAGUGUGGCAAAUACUUCCCCCAGUGUGAAAUCCAAAGAGGACCAGGGAUUAAAUGGGCAUGAUGAGAAGGAAAACCCAUUUGCAGAGUACAUGUGGAUGGAGAAUGAAGAGGAUUUCAACAGACAGGUAGAGGAGGAGCUGCAGGAGCAAGACUUCUUGGACCGCUGCUUUCAGGAGAUGCUAGAUGAGGAAGACCAAGACUGGUUUAUUCCAGCACGAGACCUGCCUCAGGCCAUGGGACAGUUGCAGCAACAGUUAAAUGGACUAUCAGUCAGUGAUGGGCAUGAUUCGGAAGAUAUUUUGAGCAAAAGUAACCUGAACCCAGAUGCCAAGGAGUUUAUUCCAGGAGUGAAGUACUGACUCAGGAGAAAGCUUCGAGGAGGACUUACCUGUCCCCGCAUCUGGGGAUAGUAAUGCACAAAAGGGCAGAGCUGAAGAGGGGAUGGGGUGGGCAAGGGGUGCACAGCCGGGAUGGGGAAUGGUGGUUAGAUGGAUACUGUGACUCUGAGUAGCUAAUGUGCUCGGUCUUAUUAUAAGCCUCUGAGUAUUUAUUUCUCUUUUGUUCUACUGACUUUCAUUUGGAGCAGUUUCCUAUUUUGUUUUGAAUUAGCUCUUUUAAGUUAAGGAAAUUGCAAUUUUUUUCUUUUAUCAAGAAAGUCCUGCUGUCUGUGUGUAAGCAAAAUAAGCUGACCAAGCAAAGCAGGGUAUUUAAGAAAUACCCUUCUCACCUCUCGUAUGCAUACCCAGGAGCAAGGAAUACCAGAGAUCUACUUGUGGAGUCUGUUGAGCCAGAUGGGAAGGGGGGCAAGCUGAAGAAACAUAUUGCACAAACCAGAAUAGGAAGCACAGCUGCCACGACCCACAGUUUCCACAGUGCACUCAGUGCCCCGCUGAGUUCCUGUCUCCCUGCUCUGAACCCCAUUCCAGAAAACAGAGUUAAAGUUCUUGGUUUAUGGUAGCUCUUUGAUGGUUGGUGAAAGUUGUAAAUCAGAGGGGGAGGACUGUCAUAGUGAUUGUCACUUUAGUCAUUUAGUAACUGUUGUCCUAUUUUUUUUAAUUGUGUGUGUGUGUGCGUUUGUGUGGUACUGGGGUUGGAACUCAUGACCUUGCUCUUGUCAGACAGGCACUUAUACCCCUGAGCUAUCUCUCCCUGGCCCUGUUGUCCUAUUCUUAAGCCUCUGUUUGCAGCUGCCAUUAAACCAUUACCAGGUGAAGGAGAACUUAGUGUUGAUUUUCCACAUAGACUCAUAGUAUCUAUUCCCCUUGACUCUUUUCCACCCGAGGCCUAUUGUUUCUAAGGAAAGAUGUUAACAAAAUUAUAUGAGAGGCCUUCUGGCCAUCAGCUUAACCUGGAGAAAGCAUCCUUAAACCUUGUUUUGUCUUACAUUUUUAGGACAACUUUUUAUUUUUUUAUCAUCAUCAUCAUCAUCAUCAUUGUCAUUUUGCAACCCAUGAGCACUUGGUUCUCUUGGUAUCUUAAUUUCUUCAAAAAGGUUUCUGCACUUUUUCAAGGACAUACUUUUUUUAGGACAGUAGCAAGAAGCUCAUUACACAGUGUGUAUACUUCUCUUCGCCUUAAGAGGAUUAUGCAAAAGAACUCAGAAGUGACUUAGUCCUGCUUGCCCACAUGACUAAACCCGAUCCUCUGGGAUAGUCAAAGCUAUUAUCAAAUGUUCCUGUUCCCAUAUACCCAGAUUUUGAGUUUUCUAGGUUGACCUCUAUGGGUGUGUUCCUGUUGUCUUCCUUGGAACUAACCUGGGCACCCAGAGCUGCCUUUGUGUACAGAAAAGUAGAUGACGGUGUCAUAUGUGAAAGAGAAUGUGUCCUGUUCUGGUCAUGCUCUUAGGACAAGGACUUGCAGAGGUUUGAGAAGGUAGUGGCCUUUGUGUGACUGCUACUGGGCUGUGCGGUAGGCCUAUAAGGGAAAAAUCACGUAAUUUGAAAUAAAGUCGAUGUAAAUUCAGUAUGUAGAUGUAAGACAGAGGUUGGUUGGAAGGAUUAGGGUCUGGAAAGUGGAAGAAACUCUUGCUCUUAAGAAGCCCCUUGUUGACUUGGUCUUUUAGUUGUUUUUUUGUUUGUUUUUUUGUUGUUUUUUUUUUUGCAGAAUUGGGGAUUGAACUCAGGACCUUGCACUUGCUA